Pectinophora gossypiella (pink bollworm) is the source of this 1812-nucleotide messenger RNA. RefSeq names its product spondin-2-like. The transcript has 11 exons. NCBI's taxonomy places the organism in Eukaryota, Metazoa, Arthropoda, Insecta, Lepidoptera, Gelechiidae. Bases 103 to 1722 code for a protein of 539 amino acids. Gene Ontology annotation, biological process: cell adhesion. Gene Ontology annotation, cellular component: extracellular matrix. The record is from RefSeq and is a predicted model, not a curated record.
UUCAGAUAUGGACCAAUUGACACCUACAUAGAGUUAUUUAAGACCUAAGUGAGUUUUUUUAAUCUAGACCCAAGUUUAGGCUGGUCCUAACCAGAUACUACGAUGGCUAUGUUUAAAUUAAAAGGUUGCCUUAAAAUCCUCAUCACAACCCUGCUGCUGCAAGGGUCCUACAGCCAAGAAGAGAUGGAGAUCUGCAACAAGAAGCCGCUGCAGACGAAGACGGCCCCGUUGCCCCCGGACAACCGCUUCGUGCUGGAAAUUGUCGGAGUCGAUAAUGAUUAUAUACCAAAUACUACAUACACUGUAAGACUUUACGCGAAAGACGAACAGGCUUCGUUCAUAGCGUUCACGAUAUCAGCGACUGGUGACCAGAAGCCGAAUGAGAGGAACCCUCGCAAGCCUAUUAUUUUGGAGCACGGGAGGAUAUUGAGCUCUAUCAACCCUGAUGCACACGAUACCACUACGAAGAGUGUCUGUCCUGACACCGUGUUUCAGGCUAACGUGAUGCCGAAAACUUCUGUUGAGGCGCAGUGGAUAGCGCCUCCAAAAGGUAAUAAGUGUGUAACAAUAUACGCCUACGUAGCAGUGAAGCCAGAUGUAUGGUACAGCUCUGACGGCCCCCUGUCCAAGAAGGUCUGCGAGGACCAUCGGAAGAACGAAGAUAUGAAACCUCCGGAGAACAACGAUUGCAGGGUUUGCGAGGAGGCCCGUUAUGAGCUGAAAUUCGAAGGAUCCUGGUCUUACAACACCCAUCCGCUGAUGUAUCCGAAAACCGACAAAGAAGUAAAAUUCAGCGACAUUGUUGGCGCAUCACAUGGGAAGAACUUCAUCCUCUACCGAGACAAUGCUGAUGCCAGUGAGGGUCUACAGAUGUUAGCCAAGCAAGGGAAUACCACCAGACUUGAGGAGGAGAUUUUAGAAAUGCUUGGCGACAGCGUGAGGACGGUAAUAAAGGCAACAGGACCUCCUAAGACUUGGAUGUCAACAGUCACCAGUUUCCGCACCAGCGCUCAGCACCACUUCAUCUCCCUCGCGUGUGCCAUCAUCCCCUCACCUGAUUGGUUCCUGGGCGUCUACAAUAUGGAACUCUGUGACGUCAAAACAGGCAACUGGGCGACUAAUGUGGUACUAAAUCUGUACCCGAUGGACGCUGGGAUCGACAGUGGUUUGACUUUUGAGUCCUCUGACGAAGCGACGUUGCCACCGAAGCCGAUAGCGAAGGCCGAUAUAUCCCGUGAAGUGCCUUACGACAAGAUGCGUCCAUUUGCGAAGCUCAUAGUGACUCUAGUGCGAACCUACGCCAACCCCAACUGCAUUCAAGAAACCUUUACAGCUCCUUCUAGCACUGAUGAAGAAUUUAAACCAGAACCACCAACCAGCCCCCCUGUAGUCCUGGACCCGAACAACGAAGUCCCUGACUGUCCAGUGUCCUCGUGGGAAGAAUGGUUGCCUUGUGAGGACGAGUGUAUCGACGGGAAGAUCGACGGCUACCAGACCCGGUUCCGAUACCACGUCAUCAAUGGUGUAGCGAUCAAGAACUUUGAAGAUGAGAAUGGUGAUGCAAAUACACCAGAAGUACCGGAAGAAUGCGAAGAAGUCUCUACCAGCGAGACACGGCAUUGCGAGGAACCUUGUACCGAACAAACUGACGAACCCGAAGCUGAACGCAGGAUAUGGUCAGAUCGGCUGAAGCCUGGGCAACGAUGGAGCGGACGAAACUGAUUAUAGUUUUUGAACUGGAUACUAAGGGCAUUGAACAUUUCACUAUGGAGGCUGGCAUAGCCUGGUGGCGCCACCUAGCGGAUUUUUUAA